AUGUGGCUCCCGCUGCCACCGACCGACAGCCUGACACGGCCGCGCCUCGCCGUUGCCGUCUUCUCUGCCGUCGCAGCGGCUUCUCUCGGCUACUAUACCUACCGCGCCAGCAGAGACCAGUACGACCAUGUCACCGGCCCCGGCCUGCACCGAAGCAAUGCCGUCCGCCGCGCCCACAGACGGUCGCGCCCCAACUCCAUAUCCUCCGAGGGCACCCAUGCCGACGAGAACCUCGACCUCGACGCCAUGCGUCCGGUGAACGAUACCGACACGAUAGUCGAUGGCGGCACCGUCGACGAGUGGUGGAACGAUCCCAACAGCAUGCAGCCCCAAGCUCGAGCCGGCCACAACAUCGUCAGCCUCUUGUUUAGGGUCUCGGAGGACAACGCUCGGCGGAACGCCUGCGUGCACAGGGGCUGCGCCUGUAACGCCUGCGGCAUGGUUCCCAUCCGCGGCGUCCGCUACCGCUGUGCUAACUGCGCCGACUUCGAUCUCUGCGAGACGUGCGAAUCCCAGGGCGUCCACAUCAAGACGCAUAUCUUUUAUAAGAUCAAGGUCCCCGCCCCGCCUUUUGGCCCCCGGCAGAUGCAGCCCGUCUGGUACACCGGUGAUCCCGAUACUUGCUACAGGAACCUCAACCGGGGUUUGAUGGCGAGGCUCAGCAAGGAGACCGGGUUCGAGAGGCCCGAGAUCGAGGCCUUCUGGGAGCAGUUCACCUUCAUGGCCAACACGGAAUGGCGCGAGGACCCCGACGAGCUGCAGCUGGCCAUGGACAAGAAGACAUUCGAGCGCUGUCUCGUUCCCUCUGGCGGCUCGCGACACGCAACCCCAAACCUCAUUCAUGACCGUAUGUUCUCCUUUUACGACACCAACAACGACGACCUUAUCGGAUUCACCGAGUUUCUGCACGGCCUGGCCUACCGUAAGCGUAAGGACAAGCUACGCAAGAUUUUUGAAGGCUACGAUAUCGACGGUGACGGCUUCGUCAACCGCCGCGACUUCUUGCGCAUGUUCCGUGCCUACUAUGUCCUCUACAAACAGAUGCACCGCGAUAUUCUCGACGGCCUCGACGACCAGCUAAUGGGAAGCACUGAAGCGCAACAGCUUGUCGCCAGCAGACAACCCCUCAGCAGUCUCUUUGGCCGCGAGGGCAGAGUACCCCGCGCCCAUGCCAACCAUCGCAGCGAGGGCAAGAUCUUUCACCCCAACGGCGACGUCGAGCUGGAGCCGGAGAGGAACGGGGUCGUGAGUGAGGACAGGGGCGACACCUCAGGGAGGGAAGACGUGCUGACCAGGCUUUUUGCCCCCUACAUCGGCAGCCCGUGGUCUGUACAUAUGCGGUCCCCCGACAGCGAGCCGGACACGCCGUACUGGGACGCUUUGCUGAAUCCGCCCACGAGCAUUGACGACCUUCCAGACUUGCUCACCGGACAACGUCGCGAGCGUAACGAGAUCGAGUUCGACUUUGAACUCGAACUCGGCAGCUCCGAUGGGGAGGAUGGGGGAAAUAACAAUUCGGACGCUGAAAACAGAAGCCAGACUGGCGACAUCCCGGCACAAACCAACGGUUCCGAGGGCCAGGACCAGAGAGUCGACGCUGACCAGUUUACAAACGCGAUUCCCACUGAAAGCCAGCUCAGAGCUCAAGUCAUCAACCAUAAGAGGCAGAUGGCCCCGGAUAUCGAGAGGAGGCGGCGACAGGCCGCCAGGAAGCAACUGCACGACAGGUGGAAGAGAAGACAGUUCUACCUCGACGAGGAGGAAGGCGGCCUUGCCCCUGAUGGCUGGCACUCCGACGAGGAUGUCCUGCUCAACCUCAACGGCGUCGCUGAGAGCUCCAAGGCAGCGCAGCAGCAGACCAUGCCUUCGCGAUCCAGGUCAUCGUCAAAAGUUCGCUUCGCCGAGGACAUGGACGACUACGAAAUCAGAUCCAAUCUCUCGACGUCGUCUAGGAACGUGCCCGAGCGUUGGGGCGGCCUGGGGAUUCCCGAAGAGGAGCGAGACGCCGGCAAGGAGAUUCUCUACCAGGUCACGCAGCAGGCAUUCAACGAGCUUCUCGACGCCAUAUUCAAGGACAAGGAGGACUUGGCCGUCAAGGCGGCCGCGACCAAGACCAAGCGAGACAAGCACAGGGCCCUGUUUGAGCACCUGACUGUUGACCAGCCCAAGCCCAAGGUUGUCGAGCCGCGACAGCCGAGGAAGGCCAUUGAUGAGAACAAGCCGAUUGCCGAAAGAUCUCUGGAGGAACUCUUGUUGACUAGCGGUUACAGGGUUGAUGAAUUCGGGUAUAGAAUUGACGAGUCCGGGCAGAGAAUGGACGAGCCUAAUGCGGAAGACCGACAGAGGAUCGAAGAGGUCUUAGACGAUGACGAGGAGCAGGAGAAGGAGGAGGUUGUUGCAAAUGGGGAUGAUGACAUUAAAGACGAGGCGGAUGAGCAAGACAUCGACGACACGAAUCUGGUCGAGACCGCCGAAUACCGUGACCCAACCAUGCCUCAGUUCCGUCCCAACAGCGAGGCCAGUCCUAUCUUACCAGCUCUUACGUCGGCCUCUGCGUCCUCGUCGUCGAGCAGGCGCUCCCAAUCGCCUACAAAAAAGAAGUCUGCGGAAUCUUCAAAGGACGCGUCCAAGACCAUUCCGCAUUUUACACUCCUGGAGUGGAAACGGCUCGACCUGGCGGAGAAGGAGGCCGCUGACCGCGGCGGCUGGGGCAAGCUCAGCUUCGAAGAGUUUGAAGAGAUUUACAAGAACCAGGAGAACGCCGGGAACCGCCUCGACUACUUGGGCAGCUGGGUCGACUUUUGUAUCCCCUAG
Messenger RNA from Colletotrichum higginsianum IMI 349063, 2814 nucleotides. RefSeq names its product Ef hand domain-containing protein. The transcript has a single exon. Gene Ontology annotation, biological process: mitophagy; endosome organization; aggrephagy. Bases 1 to 2814 code for a protein of 937 amino acids. Gene Ontology annotation, cellular component: aggresome; amphisome. Gene Ontology annotation, molecular function: zinc ion binding; K63-linked polyubiquitin modification-dependent protein binding; calcium ion binding. NCBI's taxonomy places the organism in Eukaryota, Fungi, Ascomycota, Sordariomycetes, Glomerellales, Glomerellaceae. The record is from RefSeq and is a predicted model, not a curated record.